Molecule: messenger RNA, 2110 nt
Organism: Mytilus californianus (California mussel)
Lineage: Eukaryota; Metazoa; Mollusca; Bivalvia; Mytilida; Mytilidae
Exons: 2
Coding region: 63-1742 (559 amino acids)
Molecular function (GO): zinc ion binding
Source: RefSeq, a predicted model, not a curated record
UUGUAAUAUAUAUAUGGAUAAAUAGCUCUUUACAAUUAACAGGUACCUUUUCACGAAUUCCAAUGGCAUCCGCAAUUCAAUUACCCUGCUGUGGUCCAUGUGGAUAUGAUGACAGAAUUACGGAAGCGAGAAGAUGGUGUACUACUUGUAAAGAAGGUUUAUGUGAGAACUGUGAAAACGCUGACAUAGAAAACAAAAUAUUGAGUGACCAUGAAGUUAUCUCGAUUAAAGAUUACCGCAAGAUUGAAAACGUUUCUAUCUCUGAGGUAUGUGAUCUUCAUGCAGAAACCCUUGAAUGGUUCUGUAAACCCCACGAAAAAGCUCUCUGCAUGGUUUGUGUCCAAUCAAAUCAUAAGUCAUGUUCUGAUGUUAUAUCAAUACAUUUUGCCUCAAAAAAUGCCAGGCAAUCGACAGCAUUUUCUGACCUUGUAGAGUCAAUUGAUGGAACACUUAGCAACUUAAAAAUGUGCAUAAAAAACCGCGAAUCUGCUGCAAAAGGAACUGAAAAACAAAAAAUUGAAAUAAAAAACAUGGUAUUUGAAACGCGGACAAGAAUAAUCGCCCACCUAGACAUGAUAGAAAAAAAAUUAUUACGGGAGCUAGAAUUAACUUCUUGUUCUUGUAAAUCAGAAUAUACGAAAAUCCUGCAAAAGCUUAAAUCAGCAGAGAAAAAACUUACCAAACUUAGGGAACAAACAUUGCAAUUUUCUUCUGACAUACAGGUGUUUCUUGGAACGGUUCAGGGUAAAAGGUUGGUCAUUAACGAGACGAAUUCAAUUGAGAAAGUCGUCAGAGCCUCCAAAAAUUAUGAAAUAAAAGUAGAUUUCGAUUGUCUAAUGAAAAAACUAUCCAAAGAGCUUCAAGAUUUUGGUCAAGUUCAGGUCACAGAAAAUUCCCCUCAGUUAGAUUUCAGAAACUCCAAUAUCAAUCAAGAUCAGGUAGGGAUCACUGUCCCAACAUCAGGGGAAAUAUCCGACAUACAGCUUCAGCUAGUGAAAAGUUUCAAAAUAUCAAUGAAAGAUAAGAAUAUCAAAAUAGAUAUAACAAGCUGCGUCAUGUUAUUCAAUGGUCAUUUAUUAAUGGCGAACUUCGCAAAGAAAUAUUUGAUCGAGUAUAGUGAUGACGGUAAACAUGUGCGCGACAUUCAAGUCUCUGACAAACCGUGUUGUAUUGCAGUAAUAGAUCCUUGUCGUAUUGUUGUGACUUACGGAACCGCACAAUUCUUAGAAAUAAUGAAUAACUUUACUUUCAAAGUCGAAAAGAAAAUUAGUCUCCAGGCAUGUGCUACAUGGUUAUCUCAAACAAAUGGGAAACUUUAUGUAGUAGUUGGAUACAAAACAAUACAAGUCAUGGAUCUAUCAGGAAGACAACUAGAAACUAUAGAACUGUCAUCUAAUACUACAAUUGACGUCGCUGUUAGCAGAGACAGGAUAUUCUACACAGAUUACGAAACAGGCAAUAUACGUUGUUGUCUUAUUACUGGAGAAGAGUUAUGGCAGUUUGACAGUACAAAUAUUCGUACACCUCUAAGUUUAGCAGUAGACAUUUACAAUAACGUUUACGUUGUACGUUGUGCGUCUCAUAUUCUAACGUUAAUACAACAUGAUGGAAAAGACAGUAAGACAUUAAUGACUGAAUCAAAUGGACUGAAUGUUCCCCAUGAUGUGUACAUUGACAUUGAUAGUAGAAAACUGAUCACAUGGAAUGGCAAUGGAGAUAUUUAUUUGUACAAAAUUGUUUAAAACUUACAAAGCAUAAACUAAUUUCCUGUCGUUAGGAAAUUUUAUCUACAUGUGUUUCAUGUGUUCCGCAAUAUUUUCAUCUUUAAUUUAACAUAGCAGGAUCCAUUUUGGUUUUUUUUUAUUGUGAGGUACAAAAGUUGUCGAUGUCUUGUUAAACAAUGGCCACACUGGUAAAUGCUAUGUCUUCAAGAGACCAAAAGUUUCUGUAUGGAUCAGAAUAUUUGCAGUAGACUGAGAGAAAUGUAUUGUAUUCAUUUGUUUCAAAUUUCAAAUGUAUAAGUACUUUAACGCUUUACACUCAAGAAAUUGCUUCCAUUUUAAUUCGCGAGAAUUUCAUGCAAAUAAAGGCAACAGUAGUAUUCCGCUGA